Saprolegnia parasitica CBS 223.65 is the source of this 1089-nucleotide messenger RNA. RefSeq lists its product as hypothetical. NCBI's taxonomy places the organism in Eukaryota, Oomycota, Saprolegniomycetes, Saprolegniales, Saprolegniaceae. The record is from RefSeq and is a predicted model, not a curated record. Bases 43 to 1089 code for a protein of 348 amino acids. The transcript is spliced from 3 exons.
AGCGCACAAGAGUUCACGGAGGCGUGGACCUUCUUGGCAAGGAUGCUAGCGUCAUCCAACGACAAGUCUAUGGCCAUCGACGUUGCUCGCACCGCCCUCGACGCGUUCUGCGAUCCUCGCUCGAACGCUGAGGCCCGCGGCAGCAUGGCCGGCAGCAUGUACGAGCUGCUGCAACGGCUCGACGCCGCCGAUGCCCAGCGCGUUGCGGCCAUCAUCGCCGAAGAGACGCUCCUGCACGCAUCACCAACAGCACGGAUAGAGCUGCUCUGGCUGCUCAAGCGCCUCGUGCAGGACGCUGCCGCGACCCCCGAGCACUUUGUGAUGGUCUGUCACGUUUUCGCAACCGCCACGGGGCCUGACGAGCAACCCAUUUGGCUCGCGCUGCUCCAUGAAUGGAUCGAGGUCGCCGCCAAGGACACCUCUCGCGACGUCGUGCUCUCCGCGGCCUACCUCAUCCCUCCAGUGCUCCAGCUGCACGCCGUCGCAUCGACGGCGUCCAUUGCCACGGCGUCGCUGCUGCACGUCGCCACCAAGUAUGCAUACGAUCAUCAGCGCGGAACGGCCGACGCCAUCACGAUCGUUCCCAACGAAGCAGGUGUCCUGACGCUGCGCUGUCACGUGUUUGCGUGCCGCGACGUGCUGGAGACUUUGCCAGCACCCAGCGGCGCGUGCGACCUGAGUGCGGUGCUUACGGCAGCCAGCGCGCUCGUUGCCUUUGGCUGGGCGCUUUCCAACGACCUCGUGGCCUACCUCGACGCCUGCGCAAAGCUGUGGCCCGAGGCGCGUAAGAUCGUGACCCCGUGCUUUCUGUACGUCGCAUCGACGAGGCAACACCCAGCGGUCCUCGCGACACUUCUCAACAUCCCCGGCACCAACCAGUGCACGUACUGCAGCGAGACGCACCCUCACGUCCUGGGCGACUGCUCGGUCCUCAAGACCGACAUCAGCGAGAAAAAGCCACUCCGAAAAGGCGUGGUCGUGCCGCCCACGUUCAACUGCUCAUACUGUCGCUAUCACGAGCUCCUCGAGGCGACGGGCCACGGCGCUCCAGCAAGCACGCGGAGACUCUUGUCGCCCAAACGCUGCUGA